CACGAUUACGUCAUCACCACGCGUCUGCAGUUUACCUCCUCUUCAAGAUCUACAAAUCUUACACACAGAGAAUUAAGUCUGACAUCUUCUCCAACAAGAUCAAGACAUUGCUCUGAUCUCCUGCACACUGUAAGGUGAAAGCCAUGUUGGCAAAAGAGGAGGGGAGAAAACCACAGAAAGGAGGAGGCAAGAAGAGGAGACACCCUGGUGAAGAUGGGAAAGGAGGAGAGAGAAAGAAGAGGGCUGUUGAAGAAGGAGAGAAGGGUCAGGGAGACGGUGGCAGGAAGCGACUGGAUGCCCUGAGUGUGGGCUAUUUCCGCCGAGUCGGGGAAAGACUCAGUGAAGGCUUUGAGGAUAAUGAGGAGAGAGAGAUGUUUGUGGAGAAUGUGCUCUCAGAGGUAAAAGGUAAAGCGACUCUGGUGGCGAUGGACCGGACAGGAAGCAUCACUCUGCAGCGGCUCCUCCCACUGUCCAGUCCUGAGCAGGUGGGAGAGGUGCUGGCUGAACUAGGUGGAGAAUCUGGUUCAGAGUUUAAGGCGGUGUCUUGUGAUCGGUGUGGGGGCCACGUAGUGGAGAGUGCUAUCAGACAGAUGUCCAGGUGGAUGGAGUUAUCACAGAAAGAGCCAUCUGCAGAGGAAGAAGAAGAGGAGGAGGAGACUUGUGGAGUGCUGGAGGCCCAGGUGUUGUCUUUAAGCCAGGUGGUCAGAGACAACAGUGCAGAGAUCAUCAGACAUGUUCAUGGCUCACAUGUGGUCCGCACACUUUUACACGUGUUGGCAGGCUGUCUUGGACCCCCUCGCACAGAGUCUCGUCCAGGUGCAAAAGAACGCAAUGUCGUUCCUCAGCUGACAGACUUUGAGAUUCCUACGUCAUUUUGGUACGAGCUGAAAAGCCUUACGGAAACCCUGAUGGAAAACGUUAAUCUAAGUGUCACAGAUGCUGUUGCCAGUGCAGUGUUCCAGACCAUGUUGACUGUGUGUCACAGGAAACGGCCCAAACUCUGCAACCAGCUCCUCAGACGCAUCAUGGAGUAUUUGACGAGUCGCAGUGCUGCUCCAGGAGUGAGUCCGCUUCUGGUCUUUCUGAAGGACCAGGCCUCUAGUCACCUCAUUGAGACGAUCAUACAGCUAUCCCACAAGGCCCUUCUCCGCGAUCUCUACAAGAACCAUCUCAAGGGUCAGCUGGUCGACCUAGCCCUCCAUCCAAUCGCCAACUUCCCCAUACAGAGGCUGACUGCAUCCUCGGCCAAAUACAAAUUGUUCCUGAGGUUGUUUGAUGAGCUGGUCCAAGGUCUGGAGGCCAUCUUGGCUGCAGGUCACAUGGGGGUUAUCGUCCAACUGGCAGAGAGCUGUGCAGAAAGUGAAGAGAAACAGGACGAGUUGAUGCAGUGUCUCCUGCAUGCGUUCCACUGCGCUGAGCCUGGAUCUCGACACGUCAGCUGCCUCCCUCUCUUCAUGUCUCUGCUCACCUAUGAGGUGUACUACCACUCUGACACAGCAGAGGGCGCCACACAGACAGAGGUCCCACUGUCCUCCAUUUGUUACCAUGGUUCCCGGCUGGUCCAGGCACUGGCCAGGUUCAAGGAGCGCUCCCUCCUCCUCAGCAGCCUGCGCGCUCUGAAUCCUGCAGACCUCCUGACACUGGCCUCAGACCCUGCAGGCAGCCAUGUCCUCCAGGCCCUCAUCACCACAUCCAGUGACAAAGGCAGGGGCAAGAUCCUCAAGAGACUGGAGGGUCUGUAUGUCCAAAUGGCGUGCUCCAGGUUGGGCAGUAGGGUACUGGAAGCCAUAUGGAACAGUGCCUCAGUCAGUCAGAGGCAAAACAUUGCACAGGAACUAGUCCCAAGUGAAAACCAGCUGAGGUCUGAUCAGUUUGCUCGUCACGUGUGGGCCAAAUUUGCCCUCUCCCACUUCGUGCAGAGACGAGCCCACUGGCAGGAAAUUCAGACCGGCGAGUCCAAGAAACGGAAGCUUUUCAGUGACAUUCUUGAAUAGAACAUACAUAUUUGUAUAAUGUUUUAUUGUUAUUUGUUAUAUAUUUUGGUAAAAAUUUAAAUAGAAAAUUCUACUUAUUUGUGUGGUCUUUUAGGCCUUCAAUAAGAAUGUAGGGUUCAAAGGAUCAUGGCAGUUUCAGUCAGGUCAAAACACUUUGGUGCCAUUAUGUGCAGGAAGCAUUGUGUCCUGUAGGGGCCACUAGUGGAGCAUUUAUUCUUUGAGUCUUGUUUUCCCCAUAGUCUAGGUUCUCAGAUGAGCUCAAAUGUGUGAACAUAAAGUCACUUAGAAAACUGUCUGAAACGCUGACCCAAAGACUCACAGCUGGCACUGCUGAUUUGUUUCUUUUUGUCAUUAGAAUUGCUGCUUAACUGUCACUAACAGCUAAUAUACUAAGUAUGUUUACAUACUGUAAAUUAAAUAUAAAAACAGGUUUGUUAGAUUUCAGACAUUUGGGCCAAAAACCCAUUGAGCAUCUGCCAGAAGACUCCAGAUCACAGUAGGUGUGAAGAUUAUCAGAGACCAUUUAAAGCUGUAAUUUACCGUUCAGUUUCUCUGAAUGUCGUGCCCCUUCAUAAUUCCUUCACAGAAACACAAACAAACUCAGGCUGUUAGAAAUCGUUCUGUUACUCAGCAGUGAGCUGUUUUUGUCGCAGGCCUGUUGGAGACACAUAAGCUUAGUCACAGAGGAGAACAUUGAUUAUAAAUUGAUUUGGAGAAGGAGGAGUUUUAUCUCGGCAGAUGCUUCUCAGUGGAGAGGAAGCACGGGGCCAAGAAGCCACACUGCAAGACAGCACGUGUUAUUGAUGCGGGAACAACAACAAAGAGCACCACUGCUCUUGGUAAUAAAGACACUGUCAUGUUCAUUUACAGUUAGAUUUGACCACACAGUCAGCAAGCAGUUCUCCAUACUGAACUGACUGUGUCCCUGUGUAUACCAGGUGUAGAUCACCUCAUAAAAUGGGAACAUUAUUUCAAGAUCAUACAAAACAGUGAAGAUUGACGUGAUGCAAAGAAAUAGAAACUACUCAACACUGUAAUUCAGUCCAAAACAAUAGUUCUGGAAUAAAUACUACCUGUUUUCCACCA
Lates calcarifer (barramundi perch) is the source of this 3080-nucleotide messenger RNA. Its product is annotated as nucleolar protein 9. NCBI's taxonomy places the organism in Eukaryota, Metazoa, Chordata, Actinopteri, Centropomidae. Gene Ontology annotation, biological process: ribosomal small subunit export from nucleus; endonucleolytic cleavage in 5'-ETS of tricistronic rRNA transcript (SSU-rRNA, 5.8S rRNA, LSU-rRNA); endonucleolytic cleavage in ITS1 to separate SSU-rRNA from 5.8S rRNA and LSU-rRNA from tricistronic rRNA transcript (SSU-rRNA, 5.8S rRNA, LSU-rRNA). Gene Ontology annotation, cellular component: nucleolus; 90S preribosome; preribosome, small subunit precursor. The coding region runs from base 144 to 1994 and encodes 616 amino acids. Gene Ontology annotation, molecular function: RNA binding. The transcript is spliced from 12 exons. The record is from RefSeq and is a predicted model, not a curated record.